GGAGAAAAGAAGGAGGUGGGGAGCAGUCAGAGGAGCCGAGGGAGGGACUAUAAACGGUAGAAGUUAGUCUGAAAAUUCAGCACUUCGUCUUCCUCGCCUUUCAUCGCAGGAUUUAAGGACUUCUUCACUAAGGAAACAGAUCCACAUCAGCCAUGGGUGUAGAGGGGGGAAUGAAAUGUGUCAAGUUCCUGCUCUUCUUUUUCAACUUCAUUUUCUGGUUAUGUGGCCUAGCGUUGAUUGUCGUGGGAAUCCUGGUUCAAGUGGCUUUGCACAAAACCUUCAUGAUCAAAGAUGCGUCAGCCUCAGGAGCGCCCAUUGUCCUCAUCGGAGUCGGUGUGGUGAUUUUCUUCAUCGCAUUCUUCGGCUGCUGCGGUGCCUGGAAAGAGAACUACUGCAUGAUCACCACGUUUGCCAUCUUCCUCUCACUGGUCAUCAUUGUUGAGAUUGCAGCAGCAAUUGCUGGAUACGUCUUCAGAAACAAACUCUCAGCUGUUGUGCAGGAUAGUCUCACUGAAAUGAUUUCCAGCUACAACAACGGUACAGCUGAAUUCAAAGACGCAGUGAAUAAACUGCAGGAGGAUUUGAAAUGCUGUGGCGUGAACAGCUCGUCCGACUGGAGAAACUUCAGACCUGAAGGAAACUCUGUGCCUGACUCAUGCUGUGUGAAUGUCACUACAAACUGUGGAAUCGGGACCAUGACAGACGCUGCCAAAGUGCACCAGGAGGGUUGUCACGAUGCUGUGGAGGCUUUACUGAAGAAAAACAUCCAGUGGGUGAUAGUUGCAGCUCUUGUUAUUGCUUUCCUGCAGAUAAUGGGCAUCGUGUUCGCCUGCUUGUUGAUGAGAGGCAUCCGCAGCGGCUACGAAGUCAUGUGAUUCAGCUUCGCACCUGAGUAGGAGUUGGCUAUUCAGAUCAUGUUUAUCAAGAGCUUCUUUUGGAAACUUUUAAUGUGUUCGUCUUAUACUUAUAGUAGACAGAACAAUAUAUUUUCCCUUGUAUUGAUUUUGGAUUUUAUUUUCAUAGGUUAACAAUAGCUCUGCUUUGACACUGUUAGAGCUUAGAAAAAUUUGAAUGAUAGAAAAGGUAUUGUCAGUGUAUGUUCCUGUUUGUGGCGGGAAAUUCUAGCAUGUUUUACUUUGCUUAUUCUGUUAAGAGACAUCUGAGAUCUGUUUUGGCCUCAAGUUUUUAUGUUUGGCUGGUUCCCGGUUUCUUUUUUAUUAAAGACUCUUAAAUUACAUCUGCUUUAAGGAUAAAUACACACAGGGGGAAGUAAAUGCACCAUAGAAGUAUUUAUUUCACACACAGCUCCAUUACUGUGUAUUUAAUAUUGGCACAGCAACACAACAUUCACAACCUUUUGAGCAAAUGAUAUCGCAUAUUAAAAUAAAUCAAACAGAACAUAAUGUUUGCUAAUCAUAUUUCAGAUAUAUUGCGCCAGUCCUUGCAAAAGGCACAGGAAGCACAUGACAUUUCCCAUUUUACACUUUACGACACCAAACACCAACACAGGGGAUGUGCUGUUCCUGUUUCCCCAAAGUUGGCUAAAAGCUUGAAUGAAACUCUGUGCAGACGUAUGGUCUGAUCAGAACACGUUAAUGUAAUUUUAAGCCUCAAAAGCAAGAAAACGUCAAGUAAACAAUAAAGUAAAGUGCCAUCACGACCCUUUUCAGAGAGCUUGAAAGGCUGUGCUGCACCCCGAAAAGGUUUCCGAGGAUAUGAAUCUACAAUAUAAAGCUGAGCUUCUUAUCACACAAGCAAGCCUGAAUGUCUUUGCAAGUAAUAAUUGGGCUUUUUUUUUUCUAUUUAGGAUCCAGCAACAUAUUUUUUCCUUUUAGAAGGUGUCUUUGUGUAAUCUAAAGAUUUUUCAUCCUGAACAGUCAUUCCAUAUUUGACCAUGCAUCCUUUCUUCAACACUGUUGCUACAAAAUUCCUCUUUUACAGGUUAUCUACGGUUUUAUCAUGACCAGCAAUACUCAUUGUAAAGAAAUAAGAUCAGACCACACAGUGAGGAAAUGUAUACGACAAUACAGUACACGUUUGAUGUGAACAUGUCAAAAUCUUAAACACGCCCACAGAAAAGCA
Messenger RNA from Chelmon rostratus (copperband butterflyfish), 2082 nucleotides. It is a transcript of the gene cd63, whose product is annotated as CD63 molecule. The transcript is spliced from 8 exons. Gene Ontology annotation, cellular component: membrane. Bases 153 to 875 code for a protein of 240 amino acids. Lineage: Eukaryota; Metazoa; Chordata; Actinopteri; Chaetodontiformes; Chaetodontidae. The record is from RefSeq and is a predicted model, not a curated record.